Messenger RNA from Bemisia tabaci, 6805 nucleotides. RefSeq names its product Protein tyrosine phosphatase Meg2 (gene Ptpmeg2). Lineage: Eukaryota; Metazoa; Arthropoda; Insecta; Hemiptera; Aleyrodidae. Gene Ontology annotation, molecular function: protein tyrosine phosphatase activity. Gene Ontology annotation, biological process: protein dephosphorylation. The record is from RefSeq and is a predicted model, not a curated record.
CCUAUCAAUCUGGCAGCUCCGACUGAUUUGUUGGCCAACACAUCUCGAACAACGGUUCCAACAGAUUUGAGGUUAUCAUUAUCAAAGAUGGCGGCGCUACUGACAGCCGAGCAGGAGCUUGCUGUCAGUAGUUUCCUAGAAAUUGUCAACAAAAUUCGCAAGAGGUCAAAUGCCAGUCCAGUUUCAAGGCACACUGCUCAAAAAUUUCUUACGGCUAGAAAAUUUGAUGUAACUCGAGCUGUGUCACUCUAUGAGCAGCAUGAAGCUACACGGCAGCGCGAAGGUCUUGUGAAUUUGGAUCCUCUUUCAGAUCCUCUCAAAAGUGAACUUGAAACCGGAAAAUUCACGAUAUUGCCAACUCGAGAUUCCACAGGAGCUACAAUUGCUGUUUUCACUGCCCGAAUUCACUCCCCGCAAACAUCCACUCACCAAACCACUUUACAGGGUAUUGUCUAUCAACUUGAUGCUGCUUUAACAGAUCCAGAUACGCAACGGUAUGGCCUUGUAUUUAUCUAUGACAUGUCAGAAUCCAAAUACGCAAAUUUUGAUUAUGAUCUCAGUCAGAAAAUACUCACCAUGCUGAAGGGAGGAUAUCCAGCCAAAUUGAAGAAGGUGCUGAUAGUCACGGCUCCUUUGUGGUUCAAAGCCCCGUUUAAAAUUCUUAGGUUGUUUGUUCGGGAGAAACUUCGAGAUAGAGUUUAUACAGUUAGUCUACCCCAAUUACCAUUGCAUAUCCCUCGUGGAUCGCUUCCAGUUCAACUCGGAGGCACUCUGGAGCCCGGUCAUCAUGACACUUGGUUGGAAAAUUGUGCCAAACUCAUGACACGAAACUGUGAUUUAGAAUGCGAAGAUGUAGUAUCAAUGGACCGUGUCAACGGUACCACUCAUAUUGAAAUAGUCUCUAAUCCAAAACAGGACGGUAUGAUGGUAGCAGAGGUCUCUGAAAGUGUGCUGUGCGGAGGAAAUGUAUCAGAAGAGGAGGAGGAAGAAGUCGUUGAGAUAACAAACAAACAUUCACCAAAGUGGAAUAGUAAUGCCAAUGCAACUAAUAGAGGAGGUGGUUCGCCAAUGCCUCCAAUUUCGUCAGCCAGUAGUGGAUUUUCAGAUGACGAUAGUCUGCAUUGUGACACUAACUGCGGUUUUAGUCUACCUCAAUUUAUUGAAAUUGUUCGUUCCAAAGGAAGAGCUGGUUUAAUAGCAGAAUAUGAGGAAAUCAAGUCCAGGUCUCCGGAUGGAACAUUUCAGCAUGCCAAAGCCCGAGCAAACACGCCAAAAAAUCGCUAUUCAGAUGUUUUAUGUUACGAUCAUUCUAGGGUAUUGUUGUCUCAAAUUGAUGAUGAUCCCAAUUCUGACUACAUAAAUGCCAAUUUCGUAGAUGGAUAUAAGCAAAAAAAUGCUUUCAUUUCAACGCAAGGUCCUCUGUAUAAGACGAGUGGUGAUUUUUGGCGAAUGGUAUGGGAACAACAAAGUUUAGUUAUAGUCAUGACAACUAGAGUGAAAGAAAGGAUGAGGGUGAAGUGUGAUCAAUACUGGCCGGAAGAGCAAGGCAUGGAUGUAACGUAUGGCAACUUCCUAAUUAGUAAUUACAAUGUGGAGUCACACGCAGAUUUUAUUAUUACUAGUCUACUAUUAUCUAAUACAAAGACUGAAGAGAUUCGAGAUGUGACACAUUUGCAAUACACAUCUUGGCCGGAUUAUGGGGUCCCGCACAGCGCCAACGCCAUGUUGGGAUUCAUCGCCAGAGUCAGAGACUGUCAAUCAUCCAUGUUGGGAGCUUUGGGUGAUACGUGGGCUGGGCAUCCUCGAGGUCCACCCAUUAUUGUACAUUGUUCUGCCGGCAUUGGUCGUACAGGUACUUUCUGCACACUAGACAUCUGCAUUAGCAGAUUAGAAGAUAAUGGAACUGUUGAUGUCCGGGGAACAGUAGAAAGAAUUCGUUCUCAAAGAGCGCACUCUAUUCAAAUGCCUGAUCAGUACAUUUUUUGCCAUCUGGCACUAAUCGAAUAUGCUUUAGACAAAAAAUUAAUAGUCUCUCCGCCGGACCUCACAUCCUUCGAAUUUACUCGCAGCGAUGAGUCAGAGUAACUAGUUGUGAUAAUAUGUUCAAAAUUUCAAUUAUUUUUGGUGAAAAGUUGUUGAUAUUCAAGUUAGUCGUUUUCCUUCUUUUUCUGAGAACCUCUUACGGAUCUGUUUUUUGUUUUCUUCUGCCUCUGUCUCGAGUGUCUGAAAUUUACCAAAGGUGCAUGUCUUGCUGAUCCAAUCAGUAAAAAAUAGUCCCCCCCCCCUCCUUCUUUUACUUUUUCUGUAUUUCUUUGUUUUUGUAUCAGUAUAUUCAAAGUCCCUCAUAGAAUCAGAAAUAUUGAGUGAAAUUGUGUGUAAGAUGUCUAGCUCGGACUCAAUCAGACUUUUAAACCUCUCAGGGAAAUUUUUUCCUCCCUUUUCUACAGCACCUCAUUAAGACUGGUAGCUCUUUAACUACGUUUUUAACUUUCACUCCUUUUUUCAUUUCUUUUAGAGACCUACAAGGUUUUUCAUACUUUUAAAUGUCACAGCUAUUUUGAAAAGAAUGUAGCUCAUUCUUUUAAAGCAAGUAAUGCUAAAAGUCUUUUUGGCUCAACUACAUAUUUGUACCAAAAUUAUUGGUAGUCCUUGCUGAAUCUUGAGGUUGAUCGUUGCGUAUUUUUAAAUCAAAACAAAUAAAUAUUUAAGUCUGAAAAUGCCAACACGCAAAAUUGUCUCUUUACUCAGUGACAUAUCAUUUAUUGAUUAGAUGCAUUGCCAAAUUUUUAAAAAAAAUGGUAAUAAUCAAUGAGAUGCAUCCCUACAAAAUUAGUUUUCAAAGCAUUCUCCAUAUUUAGUUGAGUUUUUAGGUUUUUACGAAACAAUAAUUAAUGCUAAUCAAUCAGUCAACCCUCUGCAGUGAAUGAGUCGAAAAAAUGUCAAUGAUGUAAGACAUGAUUCUUUUUUUCUGCACCCUGCGUUGCAAUUUUGGGCACCAAUAUUAUUUUUCCGGGGAUUUUGUGGAAUUAGAUGAAAUAUCAUAAAUAUUUCCAUACAUGCAUUGAUAGUUCAGCCAUAACCUCUUGUUUAAAGUUACUGCAAAGGGAGCAUUUUCAAAAGUAGUAGUGCUUAGCUGCACAACUGUAAAAGUGUAAAAGCUAAUAGUUCUUUUACUCAUUCAAAAAAUCUGGUCCUGAUCAGUACCCAGUAGAAUUUUGCAAAGCAUCUAAUUUAUUUUGGUUCCUGAAAAUCAUAUUUUUAAUAUUCGUUUCUUCGUCUUCAGUCCUCCUCCUUUUAAAACUGAUUUCCUUUUAUAGUGCCAAGGAAGAUUUCCUCUCUUGCUUCUACCUGAUUUUGAUGCCAAAGUUUUGGAAAUAUUUUCAGCAAAUGUGUAAAUUAGGCAAGUGACUAAUAAGGCUUCCUGAUAAAAAAAGGAAACUGCAAUUUUCCAACACGCUCUCCAAAAAAAAUAAAAUAAACAAGUUUUAACUUUUUUUUAUUUUUCUGAACUGUUCUGAUCCAGUUUGACUUCAAUAACAUGGCACAGAAUAUAAUUAUCCUUUUGAAAUUAAAUGUUUCUAUUCUCAUGUCCAUCAAGAGACAAAAUUCAAAAAAUUAAAUCUCAUUUACCUUUUCAGUAAGAAAACAGUCAUGAUCAGGAAGUAAAGAAAGUCGGAAUUGAAGUACACAUCCUCCUUGUUUAUCCCUCUCAAAACUGUGUGUCGGAAACUUGGCAUAUUAAAAAAAGUCUGAAAAUAAAUUUAAAGGCGAGCAUUAGAAUUGUUGCAAUUUUGUAAACAUUAAACACAUGCAGCAUUUUAAAACACAGAUGAAUCUUUACUUACCUAUGAUUUUUUUAUGCUAUUUGGUUAAGCUUGCUUUUGUGCAAUCUAGGAAGCAGUAUUCUGCAAAGAGAAUUUUGAAAGAAAUCUUCAUACGUAAAAUACUUUACUUGCAACUGAUUCAUCUGUGUCUAAUAUUGUAUGAGCCAGCUUUUUUUUAAUUAGUUCAAAAUUGAUAUUCCUAAAUUAUCUCUUUUCUUCCACAAGAGGUAUCUGCCUUCAUUUCCUGAGCAUUAAAAUUGAAGCCCCUUUUGUUUGCCAUAAAACGAUUAUUCUUACUCAGACUUUAAUUGUAAUUUUAUCCUCUUAAAAUUGAGUAAAAUAAUUUCUGCCAUUUUUCUAAUUAGGUUAUUAACUGAAUAUUCAAUAAUUUUCACUAUCUUUUUUGCUUGAGAUCGCAUUGUCAGUUUGAUUGGUCCUGAUUUUUUGAGCACUGCAUGACGACUUUCGAAAUUCAAAGGCUUUACUGGUGCCUUUUGGAAGGUUUUGAGCAGUGAGUGCCUGUACUCUUCGCCAGAAAGAAAAGCAAUCAAAAUUUUUAGUAGUUAGUAGUGUCUAAGCAUAUGGCAGAAAAGCAUUUUUCAAUUUAUCUCCUACUCCUAUGUUGUAAUUUUAAUGUAAUUUUCAAUGCAGGGGCCUUAAACUCUGUGUUUGAUGUUAGUUAAAAAGGAAUAUAUUUUUGGUUUUUCAAUAAUGAUCCCCCUCCCCCUCUUUUUUGGUUGCCAAUUUUAAGAGUCAUCUUCGUGUAAAGGCUGGACGGUAAAGGUCAUCUUUUCAAAGCCGUGUAACAACUGAAAACAUCCAUUUUAAUUUCUUGCCUUGUUGAAUCUCAAACAUAAUUUGUUUUCUUGUUACAUCUUGUACCAGGCACUUCAAGUUACUUGGUUGUAUGGAAAAUAUUAAGAAUAAAUUCUUCUGUUUUUAUCCUGCUGAUUGUUGGAAAUGUAAAUGACCAUAUGUAAUAAUGUACCAUUUACAAAAUGGUACUCUCAGGUGCCAGGAUGAAUGAUAUUAGUGUAUUUUCUAAAGGGAAAGGAAAAUACAAUAUUGAAUAGUUUUCAUUCUUUCCGCUCUUUGUUUCACAUUUUAGUCAUUAAAUUUGUAAUAUUCUCUACUGAUUUUAAAAAUGAACUCUUUUUUCUUUAUUUUAUUCUCUAUGAAUUCAAUGUGCGUCUGGAACGCUAUUUGAUUUUAAUUUCCCUCUUUCUGACUAAUCUUUCUAACUUUUCAAAACAUCAUGCCAGGUACUUCUUUUUGCCGCUAAUUUUGUUAAGUUUUUCAGCCCUCAUCAAGGUAGUACAUAAUUGUGAACUUAUCAUUGUUUACUUUGGGGGAGAUUCUUACAUUCUAUUGUAAAAUAAUUUCAACGUUAAUCCAUAAAUGAUCUUUAUUCUCAUACGUCAAAUUAUGUAGGAGCUUACAAUCUAGUCAUAUUUAAAAAAAUUUCUAACAUAGAUAAAAUUGUGUCAUCGCUGUAACUUGAAAACUCUUUGGAUUUAAUGAUAUACAUUUUGCUCCAAAAAUUGAUUUUUUACAAAUGGAAGUCAAUUUUGCUUUAAUCUGGCUUUAUAAUCGCUUCUCAUUUGUGGCAUUAAUAUCGAUUGAGAAUCAUGAUUGUUUUAAGGAGCUGUUUGGAUAUCAGUAAUUAUUAUACAUCUAUAGCUUAUUGAAACAAUAUAUUCACAAGUCUUAAACAAAUUACUCAGUUCAUUUCUUCUUCUUUUUUUCUAUAAUCCUGAAAUAUUCGAUAAAACUGUAAGCGAUUUCAACAUUUUAUGUUUAAGCUCUAAUCAUUCCCCCUCCUCUUCGUUGUAUUAAUCCUUUCUACUCUAAAAGAAAUAAUAAAAAGAACAUCAUGAAACCGAUAACAUUUGACCACUUUCAAAGCCUGAAUCAAUUUACCAGGGAUUGAAAAACAGCAUGAAAGGAGGCAUAGAAAAAUUGUUAGACUCAAAAUUGAUUGCCACUAAACCGCGUCCACUGCCAAACUUUCUUUAGUUCAACUAUGAAUUAGGUGUAGCCUCCUUUCCAAUAAUGCUUCGAUCAUGCAAAAAAAAUUUAAAACUGUCCUUUUUUUCAGACUUCUAUAUCAGCUCGAUCGGAAAGUUUCAGUCUUGAGUUCUGAAGGCUGCAUGUAUUUUGACAAUAAUUAAAAGUUGGGCCUGACUAGCUCAGAUUUUUUCCAAUUCUCCUUGGACCAAUAAGGAGUUGAAGAAGAAAAGAACAACACGUUUAUUGCAUAUAUGCAUGAAAUAUCAGGAAAAUGAAGGUUUCUUUGUGCCUCUUGUCCCCUGUUUUGCUGCAAGAGGGCAUCUCACUUUUCAAUGAGUUAAAUUUAUUGAUUAUCAAUUAAUUAUCCUGUCGCAUUUCACUGAAUUCUUGUGUUUGAUUUUAGUAACAUCGUUUUCUACCUGCCUUGUCUGAUCAUACCUUCUGUUGUAAAAUUGAGAAUUUCAAGCAAUGACGCAGCUUGUUUCCCUGUUAUAUGUUAACAAAUGAAUGAAUAAAGUAGGAACGGUAAUUUUGAAACCUUGCAAUUGAGGUGAAUGAUUUCAGAGCUUAGUUAUUGGAUUACUUUUAAGGUUCUGAUUGCAUUCUUUUUUAAUCAUGUGAAAUGUUAUGUUAGAUCCCUCUGGAAUGCCUGGUUACAGGAAUCGGCUCUUUCUAAGUAUGGUUUUAUUCCUCUAGUAAUAUUGAAUUAUUUGUGAAAGUGUAAUUUGACUGUACAUAUUUAUUUCAAAAGAAGAGAUGAUUUUCUUUUGUAUAUAGUGUAUGAUAGUUAUUAUAGAUUUGAAUCUAUUUGUUGAUGAAUUUUUGUAUACUAAUACCUAGCAAAGAUUAUAACAAAUUCCUAUGUAUGAAUUUGUAACACACGAAUACCUAUUCUGUUCGAAUGAUGACCGUAUUUUUUUUUCUUUUUCCAAAAACCAAAUACUUAUUAUAUAUUUUAUAUGUAUCCUAAA